Messenger RNA from Verticillium alfalfae VaMs.102, 1476 nucleotides. RefSeq names its product secreted peptidase. Lineage: Eukaryota; Fungi; Ascomycota; Sordariomycetes; Glomerellales; Plectosphaerellaceae. The transcript has 6 exons. The record is from RefSeq and is a predicted model, not a curated record. Bases 1 to 1476 code for a protein of 491 amino acids.
AUGAGUUCACUUCUGGACCUCCGCUCUCGUAGGAGCCUUAUGUUGCUUUUGCAUUCCUUGUGUCGUAUCUUCACAACCCUAGCACAAAUUCCUGAUGAAUUCCUCGAUUUGUCUCUGCGGCCACACAAUGAGCCCGAAUGGGUGAACUUCACGGCAAGCAAAGCUCUCGAGUGGCAUCCAUGCUAUGAUGAGCCUAUGGAAUGCGCACGACUACUUGUUCCGAUGGACUAUGGUGUAUGCAACGGCUCAUACGUCACCUUAGCUGUCAUUCGUCUCCCAGCUCAAGACAAAGAGAACUACAAGGGGCCCCUCUUUGUGAACCCUGGUGGACCUGGAGGUUCAGGUGUUGACCUUGUCCGACAGGGCGGAAGUUUCAUUGCCGAGAUGCUGGGGGCCAACCAUGAUCUGGUUAGUUGGGAUAUUCGAGCCACAUGGAGAUCAACCCCAAGGACGCAAUGCUGGGCAACACGUCAGCGUCGAGCGGUCUGGGAGACCAGAUGGCCAGGUAUGCCUGACCAGUACAACGAUGAUAGCUUCAUCGCCACGCUACUGCAUCGAGCCAAGAUCCAAAACAGUGUCUGUGCCGAUCGCCUCGGUGACAGUGGUAUUCUCGCGCACAUCUCGACAGCUAAUCAUGCCCGUGAUAUGAACAGCAUUCUGACGGCCCUUGGUGAGGACACUAUACGCUUUUACGGUGCCAGCUGGGGUAGCGCCCUGGGAGCCACCUUUGCAACGAUGUACCCCGACAAGAUUGAACGCAUGAUUCUGGAGGCGAAUGUAGACAUUGUUGAGCACUCUGCAGGCAACUGGGGUCGGGGCUUUGCUGACUCGGAUGCCCUGAUUGACUGGUUUUUCGAAGAAUGCGCAAAUACCGAAGAGUGCGCCAUCCAUGAACCCACCGCAGAUGCCGUCAGGAAGCGCUUCGAGUCCAUUUUGGAAUAUUCCAAACAGAAUCCAAUUUAUGGGCGGGCUCCUGGUCCCUUGGUUUAUGCUGGAAAUAUCCAGCACACGUACGUCUCCGAGGCUCCGACUUACUCAACCCUUCUGGUGCAGAUCCGUAGCGCGCUGUACACGCCAUACAUAUCCUUUGGAGAUCUAGCUAGGUUAUUGAAGAAAGUUGAAGACGGUGGGUAUCCGACACCCGAAAGAUCUGUCGUAUCGAAUCCGCCUUCUUGGUGGGCUAGAGUGGACAGCGCAGCGCUCUCUGAUACGGUAUUCCGUGAUUUGAACAAUCCUGACGAUUGGAUUGGCCCUCAGUACGCUUCAGAUGAGUUCACCUUAUGCGGUGACUGGCCCGAGCUACCUGACCGCAUAGAUGAUAUCAAGGAUCUGCUGGCUGAAGCGGUUGGCCGCCACCGUCUAGUGCAGCCGAGGUUGACAUCAAAUUGUCAUGCAUUGGAGCGCCUCAACCCCGCAGACGCUUUGAGGGUAAGACCUUCGUGUUACAUCUGUAUUUUCUCAUUGCCUAACAUAUGA